Glossina fuscipes is the source of this 1313-nucleotide messenger RNA. It is a transcript of the gene Rh5, whose product is annotated as opsin Rh5. The transcript is spliced from 5 exons. Gene Ontology annotation, cellular component: membrane. Bases 126 to 1262 code for a protein of 378 amino acids. NCBI's taxonomy places the organism in Eukaryota, Metazoa, Arthropoda, Insecta, Diptera, Glossinidae. The record is from RefSeq and is a predicted model, not a curated record. Gene Ontology annotation, molecular function: G protein-coupled receptor activity. Gene Ontology annotation, biological process: G protein-coupled receptor signaling pathway; visual perception.
UCGAAGAGUUCAUUAAAAAAGAAAAAGAAAGAGUUCGAAAACAAUGUAAAAGGUUAAGAAAAAUCAUAAAAGAAUUUUUUUGCUUCACAUAAACUCAAAAAUACUAGGCGUUGCAUGAGCCUAUAAUGGGACCUGAAACAUAUGCGAGUUAUCGGAAUAACUCUUUUGCGCCUAGCAAUGAAAAGCCUUACUUGGGUUGGAAUUAUCCUCUGGAAUAUCAACAUAUGGUUCAUCAACAUUGGCGUUCAUUUCCUGUACCACCGAUUUACUAUCAUGUCUUUCUCUACAUUAUUUUUGUAUUAAUGCUCUUGGGUUCUUUAUUCGGUAAUGGCUUAGUUUUAUGGAUAUUCUUAACUUCAAAAAACUUGCGAACUCCUUCGAAUUUAUUGAUCAUCAAUUUGGCGCUUUUUGAUUUGACUAUGGCAGCAAAUAUGCCGCAUUAUUUAGUCAAUACGGUUUUGGGCUAUUUUCCAGGUGGAGACUUGGCUUGCGAUAUAUACGCAGUACUAGGUGGCAUUUCUGGUACUGGAGCCGCUAUAUGCAAUGCUCUUAUAGCCUACGAUCGUUACAAAACUAUAUCGAAUCCCAUUGAUGGCCGCUUAAAUUACUUUCAAGUUUUUUUAUUGAUUGCUUUGUCUUGGGUAUGGAAUAUACCCUUUUCAGUUCUACCAUUUUUUCAUAUGUAUGGCCGUUAUAUACCAGAGGGAUUCUUAACCAGUUGCUCCUUUGAUUAUCUGACGGAUGACGAAGAAACACGCUAUUUUGUUCGUGCUAUGUUCGUAUGGGCCUAUUGUAUACCUUUAAUAAUAAUUUGUACUUCCUACACGAAACUAUUCUUUCAUGUACGCGAUCACGAGCAAAUGUUAGCUGAACAGGCCAAAAAAAUGAAUGUCAAAUCAUUAUCAGCAAAUUCGAAUAAGGCGGGUUUAAGCGUGGAACUUCGUAUAGCUAAAGCAUCAAUGAUUAUUUACCUGUUGUACAUUUUCGCUUGGACUCCCUACGCUACAGUGGCUUUAUUGGGAACUUUCGGUUAUCAGCAGUUGAUAACUCCGUUUGCCUCGAUGAUACCUUGCUGUUGUGCGAAAGUGGUAUCUUGCAUUGAUCCAUGGGUCUAUGCUUACAGCCAUCCCAAAUUUCGUGCGCAACUAGAACAAAGGGUACCUUGGUUGGGGAUACGGGAGAAAAAUGCUUCAUCUAAUGCAACCCUUUCCGAAUCAAACAUGAACGAAGUUGAUGUCAGUACAUUGUCCGCAGUAAACUAAUGCUUGAAUACUUUUAGAAAAUAUUACGCAAUGAAUUAAAAAAGUUCCAAA